UUCCACAAGAGCAAGAAAGCUGGGCCUUUAACUGGCUUACAGAUCAGUUUGGCCAAUAGAGCAAGGGAUCCUGCUAGCAGGUGAAACACUUCAUUUCAAAACCAGCUAAAGCCUGUUUGAGCAAGAGACAGGCAGCAUCUAUCUGUGCCACUGGCACAACUUUGUGUUUACUUAAUGGACAAAGGCUGUUACUACUGUCUGUAGCAAUUUAAAUACCCUUAGUUCAAUCAGUUGCUCAUUUUGCUUUCUGAGUACUGUUACUGUUUUUAAAUUAAAGGCACAUUUUGCUAAGGAACCCACAUGGAAAAAAGAAAGCAAACAUCCCCCAGAAAACUUGUGUUCAAAAGCAGUACUUAAACUCUCAUCAGCAAGUUUUCUUGCUGCCAGUACUUACAGCAAUAUAAAACAAACGAGGCCCAAAAAUCAAGAGCUGUAAACUUCUAAGAGUUCAGCCUAAAUUCAGAACCCCAAACAGUAAGGUCAUGAUGCCCUUCCAAAAGGCAUUCCCAGCCAUGUUUCUCCAGCAAAUGGUGUUUCAUAUUAAUUUCCAGGUUUACUCAAAAGCAGAGGAGUGCUGUUUUCCAAACCUGGAAGGACAGACUAAUGCUAUUGAACAGGAGCAAUCUUAUUACUAUUUUGUAAAUCUCAGACAUAAAUGGGUGGUUAUAGGCUUAAUAACAUAUACACAAGCUCCUGAAAAACUGAGGAGCACCAACAACAUUCCCUUUUCUUUGAGUGGCCACUAGACAAAUUUAAUGUUUACUCUUGUGAUAAGGCUGCACAGACAUUUUCCCCCAUGCCCUCUAAACAAGAGCAGUAGGAUGAUAUAUGUGCUUUUACAGACAAGGAAGUACUUACAUUCUGGUCACCUUAUCAUGCCAUAUCCGGGAGGGAAGGAAAAAAGAUUUUUAUAAGUGGCUAAUACCUCAAAAAUAAUAAUGUUAAUGUAUCCAAGAUAACAGACAGGCUUUAUUAGGUGAACAGCAGCUGCCUUUGUUUACAGGGCUCUUGUUCAGCAAUCAAAGGCUAAUAUUUUAAUGGGUCAACUGAAAUACCAUACUACUUGUAUUUUAAUACCAGUUAUAGAUUAAUUUACUGUGUGAAGAUCUAUAAUGAAGACAAAGUACAAGACAUCAUUUUCACCAAUCUUAAAUUCAGGACAAUAUAAUGCAAUCAAAGCUUCAAGUCUUUCCAAAGUUUUCCAACAACAGUUACAUAAUGAAAAGGUAAUAAUAAAAGACAACACUUCCAACUGCAGCAAGAGCAGCUUCCAUGGAAUUUGAGGUAUCAGUGAUAAGCUGACAGAUUCAUCUUAGUCCUUCAAGAGGGCCACUGAGUUGCCAGUUCCACAAAAGUAACCUUAAAAACAUCUGGACUGUAAUAAUUUCUUUGAAAAUAGUUACAUGUCACUGCUGAACCCAUUCAAUAAUUGUUGAAAUACAGAUUUCUCUUCAGCAUGGCUGCAAGUUUGUUUUCAUUUACCAGAGUAAAUUCUCUGCUCAGAGAAGCGAGCUCCAAGUAUUCCGUGCUUCAUUUUGAAGUCUUAUGUCAGGUAUGUGGCCAUAAGGAGAUGGCCACACCACAGGGCAGAGGAACUGUGACUGCUCUGUAAGGCAAGAGCUCAGUAGACCCACAUGGGGAUAACAGCAAAGUCCGAGCUGCAAAUACAGUGUGUAGUUAUGCCAGUAUUCCCACAGCACCUGGGGGUAUCACCUGAGAUUAGAUCUUCCCUGCACUAAAUGCAUACAAGAGAUAAUUCAUGCUACUAAGAGAAAGCAAUACAAAUAUGCAAAGUAGGAUAGCACAGAAGUACUCCUGUAGCUAUUUUACAGAUAGUUAACUAAAGCACUUUAAUGAAUUUGCUCAAAAAUUGACAAGGAAAGCCUACAGCAGAGGGGCAGAAGCCAGCUCUCCUGCAUCCUAACCCAGUGCACCGUUUCCAGGAUCAUCCUUCAUACUCCUAAAGUGGUUUGGUUGCUUGCUGAGGACAGAAGCCAGUGAUGGCCACUGAUUGAACUGAGUUCAACUCCGCAAGAGAAAAUCCAGAAUUAGUUCAUCCUGGAAGAGAUCACAAGAGAGAGAAGCAGCAGUCCUUAAAUGCUGCCAGUGUUUCAACUCCCCAUAUUUAUAAAACAAUCUUUUCAGGUAAUGAUCACCCAAUACCCUUGUGCAACUUUCCGCCACAGUUAGCAGAGGAUUCCCAUCCCACUUGGACAGGAAAGCCACUAACCUUUGUGACUGGCAGUCCUCAGCAGCACAGCCACUGAAUGGCUCUGUAACCUCAAAGGGAGCCACUACCUUGGAGGGCAGAUAUUGUCACCACACUGCUGUCUCCCUUGGAUGGAGCCACACUCUUUGGUCUGCACAGCAGCCCGUGGGGACCACCCUGGACACCUGCUGCCAGGACUGUGAGGGCAACAGCAGAGGGUCUUAACACUCCACAUAGGAACAGGAGGGCAUAUGUCCAGUUUAGAAAGCCCAUGCUUAUCUAUACACAAGGAAGGAUUCACAUACUGCUGGGGAAAAAGGAGUUUAUAUAGAGAAAACGAGAAUUAUGCCUGCUUCCCGUGGAUUAAAGUUUUCAACAGUCAUUACAUCGCUUAGUGGAGUGGACAGUCCAAGCCUAAAGGCAGUAUUAGUACUUACUUUAGGAUGAGAUUGUCCACCUUCAACCAGUUUCAAGACUCCACUACAAUCCAUUCAGAGUAACUGCUACUGGUAAAGAUCACCUUUAAAAGGGAACAUGGAUUUAAUAAACUCAACUGAACAAAAUGGUACAUCAGAAGAACUAUUCAAAUGGGUGACAUCCAAGAUUCUCAUUUCCAUUACCCUGUCUGUGCUUGCACUAAUGACAACGGCCAUCAACUCUCUCGUGAUGACUGCAAUAAUUGUGACAAGAAAGCUCCACCACCCUGCCAACUAUCUAAUCUGCUCUCUUGCAGUGACUGAUUUCCUUGUGGCAGUCCUAGUGAUGCCCUUCAGCAUUGUCUACAUUGUAAAGGAGACCUGGAUCAUGGGGCAAGUGGUGUGUGACAUUUGGCUGAGCGUGGACAUUACGUGCUGCACGUGUUCCAUCUUGCAUCUCUCUGCCAUUGCUUUGGACCGGUAUAGAGCAAUCACAGAUGCUGUGGAAUAUGCACGGAAAAGGACACCUAAGCAUGCUGGCAUCAUGAUUGCAGUGGUAUGGAUCAUAUCCAUUUUUAUCUCCAUGCCACCUUUAUUUUGGCGGCACCAGACGACCAGCAGAGAUGACGAAUGCAUCAUCAAACACGACCACAUUGUUUUCACCAUUUACUCUACAUUUGGCGCCUUCUAUAUUCCUCUGGCCUUGAUUCUGAUCCUUUAUUACAAGAUAUACAAGGCAGCAAAGACAUUUCACAGAAGAAGUGUCAGCCGGAUCGUAAGGGAGGAGGUAAAUGGACAAGUCCUUUUGGAUGCAGGUGAAAGAAGCACCAAAUCGGCUUCAAUGCCCAGCACAGCAGAGAAGACAUCAGAUCCCCUGGUGAACUGCGAAAAAAGCACUAUCACCCUACGAAGCCCUAGGUCUGAAUCUAAGCACGAGAAGUCCUGGAAAAAACAGAGAAUCUCUAGCACAAGAGAGCGAAAGGCAGCAACUACACUGGGUCUGAUCUUGGGGGCAUUUGUGAUCUGCUGGCUCCCUUUUUUUGUAAAAGAAGUAGUUGUUAAUACCUGUGAAAGGUGUCACAUCUCAGAAGACAUGUCUAAUUUCCUAGCAUGGCUGGGAUAUAUAAAUUCCCUUAUUAACCCUCUAAUCUACACAAUCUUUAAUGAAGAUUUCAAGAAAGCCUUCCAGAAGCUUGUGCAGUGUAGGCAAUAUCUUUAAGAGCUUUUGUUCGUAUAAGGAGAACAUACUCAUUGGUUUUUAACCUGUAUAAAUUUAUAUAACUGAGAUGACAUUUGUUGUAUUUAAGGAAAAGCACCAAGACUCUUCAUUUACAGUAUGACUUUUUUGUAUCAGUAGUACUGGAAGCAUAAAUUGCCCAAGUUUUAAAGAGGUGGAUCAUCUGGGAUCAGUUUCGCUCUGGAAAAGAGGUAAUGUAUUGUGGCUCUGAUCCAGUUGGGAUUUGCAGAGCUGCCUAGCUUGAAGCAUAAGGUAUUACCUUAAAUAUGAAGGAAAUAUACGCUUGAAGUAGACAAAGAAACAGAAUUUGAAAAAAAGUAACCCUCAGUCACCAAUGAAAUUUUAAGUAAAACAACACACAGGUUCUAAACCCUAAUGCAAAUAAGAAGAUAGAAAAUACACCUUGGAAUUAAAACAUGAUUUUAUUAGUUUGACACAGGCCCGCAGCAUAGAGCCAAGCCAUUCCCAGUGAAGGGUAGUAGCUUUAAAAAUAUCUAGCAUUAUCCUAUGUUGAUUAGCUGAGUGCAGCUGCAGCCCUGUCUUCUCCCGUAAAUGGAGGACUUCCCUGUGUUAUGCCCUCGCAGCACCCCAGCAGUAGGCAAGGUGCUCUCACGGGUUACCAGUUUCAUAGCAAGCCAAUGUUGUGAGCCCUCUGCCAUUGCACACCCACAACAGACAUGGGCAUAGCCCCAAGGGAAACAGCCAGACAGCUGGGGCACCUCCAGUGUGCUGGGUACACGUAGUGCCUGGUGCUCUGAAACACCUCUUCAGUACAGACUAGGGAGGGUAACCUCAUAAAGAGCAGCUGGUCCUUCUCAUGGAGAUGUUAGAAGGGGAAGAAGCAUGAGACACUCCUUUCUUCCUGUCCUCAUUCCUGCCUCACACACCUGGCCAGGCACGGCCCCUGUGACUUUCAGCGCCAAACCCAGCCACACAAUUUGUGCCAGGGUCUCCAGAGCAUUGCUGAUGGUGGGUGGCUUAGUGAGGUUUGGUUGAGGGCCACCUAAUGAAGAACUUGGGCUGACAGCUCCAGCUCAUCUUGUUCAGCCCUCCACGCCAAGAAGCAGGAUAUCCCCCAAGUCUUUUCUCGACCCCCCUCAAGCACUAGGGCUGUGCACUCCGAGCACGUGAGAAAGCAGAGACCAACCACGGUGCUGGCAGUGUUGGUCUCUGGAAAAGGCUGUGCAGCAGCUUCUCCAGUAAGAGCAGGGGAGUCCCCUCAGUGUGCAGUGCACACCUGGGCAGGGGAUCCUGGGGGGUGCUUACUGGCUGGCACCUCUAAACCCCUCCUUCCCCCAGAGCAUCUAGUCUAUGCCCCCAGUCCCAGCAGAGCUAAAAGGACGUUGUAGGCACUCCAGCCAGCCCUGGCCAGCUGGUUCAGUCAAAGAUAACCACAAUGAACUGUGUGGGCUUUGUGGGCUGCGUUCUAAGGCCUCAAAGAUGGUACCUUGGCCAAUUUUGAUUUACAUGCUCUAGAUGCCAAGCCACAGCACAAAUGAGUGCAAGAACAGCCCUUGCCUCAAAAUCAGCAGUGCAAGUUUGCCAACAGCUAAGAGUACUAACAGAGCAGUGGGCAUCUACCCCUGAGUGCAGAUGAGUCACUAAGAGCCACACCAGAACACAGGGAUGGGUUUUGCACUUUUCAGGACAAACAGAUUCAGGCUGUGUCACUAAGACCCUGGCUUCAACUUCAUUGCCAGCCAUUCAGUGCUGUCAGGCAGGAACGGGGACUUGAGGCUCCUUACAGGAACUACAAAUCCACUGUCAGCAGCAGCAGUCUCCUGCAAAGGCGCUCUAUUUUGGCACAUGGGCCAGCAGCUUAGGGACAUCACAAAGAAGCUGAGACAUGAGACCACUACGGACACCCUUAGUUUGGGAAAGUUAUCACUGGUCUUUCCAGUUGUUCUUCCAAGAGACUUUCAGCCAUUUGCAUUAGACAAGAAAACUCAGAAAGAAGCCAUUACUAUCAUUUCUCUCUCCCCCUCUCCCUCCCUUGUAUUACCAACUCAGGAGUUUAAUAAUUUUUGUAUUUUGCCCACUAGCUACCAGCUGACACAACAGCUGUCAGAGGUGUUUCUUGCAAGAUGAUGAGGUUUGAAACCUGAGAUAUUGAACUAAUUUGUUUCUGUCACUUGCAACUUACUGUAUUCUGCUUUCACAUCAAGGUCCAAAUGAGAUGCUACUCAGAAGUCCUAGAAAUGGUGCAUUUGCUUUGCUGUUGAUUUUAACCCAGCCAGAAUCUAAUGGAAAGCUCACUUGUCAUGCCGUGUAGCUCUAGUGCAGCGGUAGCACAGCUAAAUUUUGAAGAUACUAGGAUGCGACAGAAUGGAAUUUGGCUCACGCUCAGUACAAGCUAGCACGCUUUACUACCAUUGCAGUCAGAGCACAGCCUCUGCAGCCCCCAUGACCUUGGCAAUGGCUGCAUUAUGCUAAAAGAAAAAAACUGCUUUAAACAUCAGCUGUGCUCUACUGUCUCCAGAAAGAGCCAUGGAAUUCAGCUUUCUAAAAGGAUUAGCAGAUUAGCAGAAGGCAGCAAAGGAAACCCCACUGAAACAUUUAAGAUUGAAGACCUCUGUUUCUCACAUUUCCUGAGUACUGAGUCAUAACAUUGGAUAUCUAGGGGCAGGACUUCCUCUCCCCCUGCUUCUCCCUUUAUGACUACUGGAGGGUAGAGUGUAUUGUUUAUCGUCUUACACGUAAGAAGUUUGACAAUAUCUUGUGAAAUCAAAUUGGAAGGAAAAACAGGGGCUGCUUUUGAGGAGAAAAGAUACUUGAAAUACUCAUAUUUAAAUAAUAAUGGAUAAUGCUCAAAGAAUGGAAUGAUAUGUAGAUAAACAGAAAAUAGCUGUCAUUUAUGCACUGUUAACAGUAUUAUAAUCUGAAUCUAAUUUAGGGUGGUUUCUUUUGUAUCCUUUUCACUGAGCUGUGUCUGCUCACCCUUCAACACCCUAGUGGUGGAAGAUGCAACUACAAGAAAUCUAAGCAAAUGAGUGGGUACUUAUCCUAUUAAAAGCACUUGUGGCUUGUGGA
Aquila chrysaetos chrysaetos is the source of this 6892-nucleotide messenger RNA. RefSeq names its product 5-hydroxytryptamine receptor 1F (gene HTR1F). The record is from RefSeq and is a predicted model, not a curated record. Gene Ontology annotation, molecular function: G protein-coupled serotonin receptor activity. Gene Ontology annotation, biological process: adenylate cyclase-activating adrenergic receptor signaling pathway. The transcript is spliced from 3 exons. Gene Ontology annotation, cellular component: plasma membrane. NCBI's taxonomy places the organism in Eukaryota, Metazoa, Chordata, Aves, Accipitriformes, Accipitridae. Bases 2744 to 3844 code for a protein of 366 amino acids.